UUGAUGCACCCACGCAAUGAGGCAGAGCUAGUGCAGUACAUCAGAGGACUCACAGAGCAACACCUUAUGCCUACAAGGCAAAUGCUGAAGAAUUUUGCAGCUCCAGUUAUUGGAAGGGAGCCUAGCAAAUUCUGGGUUACUGAUUUCCUCAACCACAACAAAGAUACCCUUAUUACUGCGUGGACCACCCCUAUGGAGAAGGAUCAUCACAAGACCAUGUUACAAUUCGUGCCUUAA
Macroventuria anomochaeta is the source of this 237-nucleotide messenger RNA. RefSeq lists its product as uncharacterized. The annotation marks the transcript as partial. The record is from RefSeq and is a predicted model, not a curated record. The transcript has a single exon. Lineage: Eukaryota; Fungi; Ascomycota; Dothideomycetes; Pleosporales; Didymellaceae.